GAUCGAAAAUUUGGACCUGUUGUAAUUAACUAUUUUUCCAUGCAUUUAAUUCUGUCCAGGAAACAGCUGGAAAUAAAUAGGUGUUCCCCAUUCGAGAGUGUGGAGAGGGAAAACCAGGGGAGAGAGAGAGAGAGAGAUGGCGGAAGGGCAGGAGCAUGUGGAGAGCUUGUUGCGGAAGGAUUACUACGUUGAGGGGUGCCCUGGAUGUGAAGUUGAUCAGCUGAAACAAACGCAAAGAGGAAUGCCCAUCAAGCAAGUUCUCGUUGUAUGGGUUAUUGUGCUAUCCACAGCUCUGACAAUAUCAUCACUCUUCCCAUUCCUUUAUUUCAUGAUAAGGGAUUUUGGCAUUGCAAAAAGAGAGGAAGAUAUUGGUUAUUAUGCUGGUUUUAUAGGGUCCUCCUAUAUGCUUGGAAGAGCUUUGACAUCUAUGCUGUGGGGAGUCAUUGCUGACAGAUAUGGUCGAAAACCUGUAAUAAUUAUAGGCUGUGCCACAGUUGUUGUUUUCAACACCCUAUUUGGACUUAGUAUAAACUUUUGGAUGGCCAUCACAACAAGGUUUCUUCUUGGAAGUUUGAAUGGUCUACUCGGACCAAUAAAGGCAUAUGCAUGUGAAACAGUUCGUGAUGAGUACCAGUCUUUGGCAUUGUCGGCGGUUAGUACAGCUUGGGGUGCAGGACUAAUUAUUGGACCAGCUUUAGGAGGCUUUCUUGCUCAGCCUGCAGAGAAGUUUCCUGGAAUAUUUGCAUCAGAUUCUUUCUUGGCAAGGUUCCCAUACUUCCUUCCCUGUCUGAUAAUCUCACUCUUCGCGGCGGUUGUGACUGUUGCUUGUUUCUGGAUCCCGGAAACCUUGCACACACACAACUCAGAGAAGAUAGCAUCCCAAGAUUCCUAUGAUGCUCUGGAAUCUGCAAAUCAGGGGUCUAGUGAAAAAGAGGAAAUAGAGGAACGACGAGAAACUACUUCUAAACAAAGCCUCUUUAAGAACUGGCCCCUCAUGUCAUCCAUCAUUGUAUAUUGUGUUUUCUCCCUUCAUGAUAUGGCUUACACAGAGAUAUUCUCGUUAUGGGCCGAGAGCCCCAGGAGACUUGGAGGUUUAAGUUAUACAACCGAAGAUGUUGGAACAGUCCUUGUAAUCUCAGGUGUUGGUCUAUUAAUUUUUCAAUCUUCUUUAUAUCCACUUGUGGAGAAAAUCAUGGGUCCUAUCAGGCUUUCACGAAUUUUAGGAAUCAUUUCAAUUCCUCUGUUAACCAGUUAUCACUACAUAGCCAUGCUAUCUGGGAUCACACUGUCCAUAAUGCUCAAUUGUGCAUCUCUACUGAAAAACGUGUUUUCUAUCUCCAUUGUUACGGGCCUGUUCAUAUUGCAAAAUAGAGCUGUGGACCAACACCAGAGAGGAGCUGCCAACGGUAUCGCCAUGCUUUUCAUGUCACUUUUCAAAGCUGCUGGUCCAGCAGGGGGAGGAGCACUAUUUUCUUGGGCUCAGAAACGCCAGCAUGCUGAUUUCCUUCCAGGCGAUCAAAUGGUUUUCUUCAUCCUGAAUGUAAUCGAAGCAAUUGGAGUUUUGAUGACAUUCAAGCCAUUUUUAGUUGAACGACGUAAUAGUUGAUUAUACUAUAGCUACUGAGCAAUUGUGUUCGAUAAUUGCAUGAUGGAAUAUUAGGAGCCACAGUCUUUCUAAGUAAGCGAGUGCCUGGGACCAAGUUGCUGUGGCUAGCAGAGGACUUACAUGCUCGUUGAACUGUUGUUACUUGUACACUAUUCUUGUACCGAUAUUGUAUUCUUUGUGCUAUAGAAAUUCAUAGCUAAUACAACCAUGAUUAUGUGUUCAGCUACACUCUUCAGGAUUGUGUUUCUUGUUUAUGGCAUAUGGUUGGUUGCAUUAGAGCUUCAAA
Molecule: messenger RNA, 1892 nt
Organism: Sesamum indicum (sesame)
Lineage: Eukaryota; Viridiplantae; Streptophyta; Magnoliopsida; Lamiales; Pedaliaceae
Product: protein ZINC INDUCED FACILITATOR 1
Biological process (GO): regulation of stomatal closure; transmembrane transport
Cellular component (GO): plasma membrane; plant-type vacuole membrane
Molecular function (GO): solute:potassium antiporter activity
Source: RefSeq, a predicted model, not a curated record